This is a messenger RNA of Sphaeroforma arctica JP610, 178 nucleotides long. RefSeq lists its product as hypothetical. The transcript has a single exon. NCBI's taxonomy places the organism in Eukaryota, Ichthyosporea, Ichthyophonida. The record is from RefSeq and is a predicted model, not a curated record. The annotation marks the transcript as partial. Gene Ontology annotation, molecular function: RNA endonuclease activity.
CCGAGAUACACAGAACGACACGAGCGGAUUCGAACACGUGUUUGUGGGCGAAGUGCGUAACGGCGAGGUUAUGGGGCUGCACAACUGGAUCCAGUUUUUCGUUGAGGAGAAAGCAGGGAAGAUUGACUACAAAGGAUACAUCUACCCCAGGCGCAGGGGAAACAAUGUAUGUGUAUGA